This is a messenger RNA of Dinoponera quadriceps, 2017 nucleotides long. RefSeq names its product BRCA1-A complex subunit Abraxas-like. Gene Ontology annotation, molecular function: microtubule binding; polyubiquitin modification-dependent protein binding. NCBI's taxonomy places the organism in Eukaryota, Metazoa, Arthropoda, Insecta, Hymenoptera, Formicidae. Gene Ontology annotation, cellular component: nucleus. The transcript has 7 exons. The record is from RefSeq and is a predicted model, not a curated record. Gene Ontology annotation, biological process: mitotic spindle assembly; protein K63-linked deubiquitination; attachment of spindle microtubules to kinetochore. The coding region runs from base 24 to 1421 and encodes 465 amino acids.
UCCGUGCCUUCCUCGCAAAGUGUAUGAACGUUGUCAACAUGGCGGACGACGACUUGCUCGUCACGAUUUCGGGCGCAGCGCUAUCACUGCUAUUUUUCGAGAAUGUGCGCAGUGUCAGUGAUCAGAUGGGCUUUCUUCUCGGCGAGGCGCUCGAAUUCGUUAUCAGGAGCUAUACCGACUCUGAUAAUCAAGUGGAGACCAUCAAGCUGCAUAUCAAUGUAGAAACUAUUGUAACGUGUCCUCUGCUCGACAUCCUGCAUAAUUCCACCGGGCGCAUUAACAAGGAACGUCUGAAGGAUUUUGUGAGCGAUAAGAGCAAACACGUGAUUGGUUGGUUUCGCUUUCGCCGGAGCUCUAGCGAUCUAGUGCCCAGUCUCAAGGACAAAUUGCUGCAUAAGCAAUUUGCCUCGCAUUUUUCGGACGAGAACAGUUGCAAGGAGGAGUUCUUCCUCACCUGUCUCCUCAACACCUGCACCUCUGACAGGCAGGGAACACACAAGUUCCGACACGUAUUCCUCAGACGCAAGCGAGGGAUAUUCGAACCAAUAUCCCUGAGAAUAAAUAACCUUGGAGACGAUGCAUCCAGACACGAUGGUUCGGACUACAAGCCAACACCUGCUAGGAAAUCGGCACGCACACCAGAUGGUUUCAUCAAAUUGAUAGAAUCGCUGAAUCUGGAUCUAACGAGGACCGGAGGGUUGGACUCUGCCAUGGCAAUUCAGCGAGAAGCCGAGCGUCACUUGGUCUCGCUGAUUCCGAAAGUAUGCGAGUCGGACUUGGAGGUGGCUAUGUUGGAGCAGGAGGUGCGCGAACUGCGAGCGAAAGUGACGGCACAGCGGCAAGCGAAAAGAUCGACGAUUAAUGGCGAAAAGUGCGCCAAAGGUACCAGGGAAAGCUCGACGACCGAAGCGAACAAGUUCGACGCGCCGCAUCUGCACAACUCGACGUCCUACAUUCAACAGCCAUCCUCCACCCAACGCGCAUACCAUCGCAAUACCGCGGCGUGCAUCGCCAAGAGUUUAAAUCAAGACAAGUCACGGCGACUCGCCGCGGACGGCUACCUGAUAAACGCGCAGGAGCCCUUUCCCGCGGAUUUGCCAAAUGCGAAUCGACAUCCUGACAGCAUCUCCGAGAUCGCCGCCGAGCCCAUUUGUCCCGAGGGCAGCGAGGCAUCGUGUGUGGGAAUCGGCAGAGGUAGGGGCAGAGGCGGCCGGUCAGCAGAGGCCGCACGGGUUAUGCGGAAGACCCCUUACCGUCAUCGCGAACGCAGUACCAGUCCUAAGCAGGAUUUUAACGAUGCGCCCGGAAGCCUCCAGAGCCCUACCGUCUCUAGACAGCCAGUCGACAGCCAGUCGACGAAGAAGAGUAUGAACGACGCCCGCAACGUGACGGGCUCGUCAAAUAUGGAAUGGAGCAACUAAACACCAAAGAAAUCGCGCUGUUAAAUCAUUCUCUUGAACAUUGAGCGUUACAAAUGUCGGAUUCGGAAAGAAUGUGUUAUCGGAUAGAAGCAGUUCGAAAGAGGAAAAUCAUCCGAGAGUGUGAAAUAGAGAGAUAUCUGAAGAAAUGUCUGUAAGAGAAUUCCGUGAAGGGAAUCGAGAGAAGGAAACCUGCGAGAAGGAACCCGAAAAGAAGGAAGAAUUGCGGAAAGUGCAAAGGGUGCUUUCGUAUCGAGGAAAACUCGACCGAAUUGAGAGAUCGCAACGCGUCUAUUCAGAGUGUACGUUAGAAACGAUUUUUGUAUCCAUUAUUCUAUUUAUAGGUGCCUUAUCAAUUUCGCGAAGAGAUCCGACAGGUUUCGCGACUAAGGAUUCAAGAAAAACAAUUUUUCAAAAAGAUUGCGUUUUGUUUCUUAUUUUACCUCAUCGCUUAAUUUUUGCCCAUUUUCCGUGCUACUGAGUUUCUGUGAUACAGACAUCUUUUUCUUUUUUUUUUUUUUACAACAUGACGUGUGUGUAAAUUUUUAGUUAAUAUACAGCAAUGGGAGAUACUUUGUAAAUAAAGAGCGAUUUCGUCA